CACGCCGCUCCGUUCGAAUAGGUUGCAAGUAAAACUAUCCAGUCUUGCGGGGCUUUCCCUACCGCGUACGCUCAAUGGGCUUGAGCUGUAGCAGGGUAUAUGCGCCUUGACGCAACGCGACCUGCAACGAGGGCCGCUCCAUUAGAAAGUAGACCACAAGCAAUGCGCGUGUUCACGCACCCCGCAUCCCCUCGCCUCCGCCGACCCCAGGGCCAUGGGGCUGGCGCUCCCACCCACGCGCCGCCCGCACCAUUGUCGCCGGCGCCUCACCCGCUGCUCUCCGCGUCGCGCUCCCUCUCGUCGCCUGUGCCUCAUCCUCGUGGCAGCAUGCCUCGCUGCGUGCAGCGCGGAGCAGCAGAGCGGGGCGUCGCAGCCGGGGGCGAUGCUGGCGGGGUUCGAGUACCCGGAGCACGUGUGCGGGGCGGCGUGGCGCGACGAGUACGCGCGGCUGCACGCGCGCAUUAGAGCCGCCAGCAGACACGCGUGGCAGGCGCGGCAGCGAGGCGCGCCACGCGACGAGGCGGGCAGAGCAGAUGCCCCUUCCAGUGCCCCAUCACCAUCACCGUCCCCAGCACCAUCCCCAUCCCCAGCACCUGCAUCUGCACCUGCACCUGCAUCCGAGGCAGCGGCACCCUCCGCCUCGUCCCCACCACCGCCUUCCGCUUUGCCCAGGCGCCUAGCGGGCUCUUCCCCCAAUGAACCCCCUGAUCCCCUAGAGCCCCCCGUGCGCUUCUUCACGUACGACUGGUACGGCACGUGCGGGGGGCUGGGUGAUUAUCUGAUCGGGCUGGUAUCGCUGUUCCCUGUGGCGCUGCUGGACCGCCGAGCGCUGCUCAUCGCGCAGCCCUGCAUGCACGCCGCCUUCCGCUCGCCGCACAUCCACACCGCGCUCUCGCCCGACGUCCCCAUGGGGCAGCCCCUCGUGCCGGGGCCCGCAUGGGACGCGGAAUGGGGGCAGCAGCAGGGUGGGGAAGGGGGGGGCGAGGAGGGCGAGGGGGGCGUGGUAUGGCACGCGCCGGGGUGCGAGCGGCUGGAGAGCGACCUGAGUGCAGCGGUGCCGGACAGCAGCGCUGUGCCGUGCCUGAACCUGGUGCAGCAGAGCUUCGACAUUGAGCAGAUGCAGCGCUACAGCCACCUGGCCAACUACCGCGUGCGGCACAACCACGGGCUGCUCAUCAACACGCUGCUCUUCGACCAAGGGCCCUGGGCGGACGCGCUGCGGCGGCUGGGGUUCAAAGUGGCGUACGGCUUCGGGUGCAUCCUCCGCUUCCUCUUCAGCCCGCGGGCCGAGGUGUGGCAGCUGGUGGCGGGGUUGGAGGAGCAGCUAUGGGGCGAGGGCGUGGUGCGCGUGGGCAUGCACGUGCGCGUGCCCGACCGCACGGUGUGGCACGCGGGGCAGGGCAUCCCCAUGGAGAUGGGGCAGGCGCAGCUAGACCAGCUGCUCGAGGCUGCCAACGCCACGCUGCAGUGCGCUCAGGCGGUGGAGGACUUCUGGUACCCGCCUCCCCUGCGGGUCAAGUGGAUCCUCCUCACCAACUCGCUGCCACUCAAGCAAGCUCUCAAGGCCAAGUACCCAGAUAAGGUGGUGAUGACGGACUUCAUCCCAUGGCACUCGGACCGCGCCACCGCGGAGCAUAUAGACCCAACCACCUCCCCCGAGGAGGCGGAGGCGGCGGCACGCGGGGUGCAUCGGUUCCGUGAGACGGUGGCAGAGUGGGCGCUGAUGGCGGCGUGCCACUCGUUUGUCAUCCCCGCGUCGGGCUUCUCCCGCACCGCCGCGCUCUACGCCCUGCGCCCGCUCGACAUCUUCAUGCCCCCGCCCGACGAAUGCAACCCUGAAGCGCCCACCCCCAUCGCCGCCCUCCGAGGCUCCUGGAGCGGAAUAUAGCCCUCGCAACGAGGACAGUGCAGCCCACUAAUUGGUUGUGUGUCGCGCUGGGUAUGGUGGUGCGCACUUAGGGUGUGAAGGAGCAAGUGGGGCAUGCGAAGGGUUGUGGGAAAAAAUCCUAUCUCCCGCCAUGUCUUUCCCUGUAGGUGGCUGCUAGAGGGUGGUGCUGGUGGGGGCACGAGACAUGCCCCAUGUCCAUGACCCCAUGGUAGCAAUACAUAUGCAGCUGAUGUGUGGGACAAGCAGCACCCACACCACUCCGGCAGGAGCACUGGCUUCACCUGUCUGCAUGAUGCUGCACUGAAACGGCAGGCCAUGAGCAACAUCAAUGGAGGGAGGCAUGCAGACAAUAUAGAAGCAAGCGUGAGAAAGCGACUGCUGAAACAUAUUGGAUAUCUCUUUCCUGCAUGUCCAUUCUGUCAUUCUCAUCCGGAAUAUAAAUGACCAAUGGGA
This is a messenger RNA of Closterium sp. NIES-67, 2341 nucleotides long. Lineage: Eukaryota; Viridiplantae; Streptophyta; Zygnematophyceae; Desmidiales; Closteriaceae. The record is from the annotation of a GenBank genome assembly.